Closterium sp. NIES-65 is the source of this 2067-nucleotide messenger RNA. Lineage: Eukaryota; Viridiplantae; Streptophyta; Zygnematophyceae; Desmidiales; Closteriaceae. The record is from the annotation of a GenBank genome assembly.
AUGUCAGCCCGUGCCAUGGCUUGGGAAUGGUGUCGAAGCGAUGGGCCUCGCUGCUGCCCGUCGUGCGCAUCAGCGCUCCUGCCGACUCUCCACCUCGUCGGGAGGACUGUUACUGUCACGACGACUCGCCGCUCCCCGUCCCCACGCUCCGCGCCCGCGCUUCUCCGCUUGCUGUCCCGCGCGCCGAGCAUGACUUCCCUCUCGCUGGGCGACGGCGCCGUCGAUUUCUACGACGAUAGCUUUAUUAUCUCGCUGCUCGCCGCCUGUCCCAAGCUGACCUGCUUGAGCCUCGGCGAUCCUCGUUUCACCGCCGCACCGCCGCCCUUCACCAUCAGCUUCGCAUCGCUCAACUCACUCUUCCGCGCUGCAGCGCCGCAGUUACAGGUGCUCGCGCUGCUGCUUCCUUACGAGGCCAGGAAGCUUCUCGAUUCCAUUUCGUCGCUGUCGUCGCUGCGCGUGCUUCGCCUCCGCUCCAACACGAUCCAACAGCUCCCGGACGGACUGUGCAAUCUGCCCGCGCUCCAGGAACUGCAGUUCAGCUGCUCGAUGCUGUGGGAUGUGCCCGAGGACUUCGGGCAGCUGAAAGCUUUGACGCGCCUCUCCAUCGUCGACAGCAUGAACGGCGCGCGCAGCCUGCCCGAUUCUCUGGGCGACCUCUCGUCGCUCACCUCGCUCUGCAUAGCCUUCCCGUGCGGGCGACUCCCGUGUAGCAUCACCGCGCUGCAGCAGCUGCGGCGCCUGCAGCUGCGACGCUACGACAGCCUCGACUGGCCAGACGGGUGCGAAGCGUGGACGAGGCUGGAAGAGCUUUCGCUGGAGCAAUGCAGCGUGCGCUCUUUCCCGCCUGCGUGGCUGGAAACCCUAAAGCGCCUCACUGUUCGCUUCUGCGACAAUUUCAAGUCGCUCCCCUUAGAUGACGUCGUUCGAACCUCACCGUUGCGUCUCUUGACUCUUGAGGAAGUCCUGGCGUUCGACAAUUUACCGCUCCACCCUCUCAGUCGACUCACCUCCCUCCAACGACUCAAGGUCUCGGUUAAAGCCCUUUUCCGACCCAUCAUUACUGGGAAGGAGGAAUUUCCAGUGGGCUUGUUGGCGUUGCCGUCGCUGGCGCACGUGAGUGUGGACAGGGUGGCGUGGGUGGAGCAGGGCGACGCGCCCAAAGGGUCUCUGCUGGCCUAUCUGCCUCUAGCCCUCGCUUCGGAAACUGCUGCCGCUGCCGAUGCCUCUGCCGCCGCCGCUGCUGCAGCUGCCGCUCCUCCUGCUGCUGCUGCUCUUGCUACUGCCGCUGCUAGGGCUGCUGCUGCUUCUGCCACUGCUGCUGCUGCUGCCGCUGCAGCCGCCACCGCCGCCGCCACUGCCGCCGCUCAAUCCGGGUGCUCGCCUCUCGGCCCCUCGCUGCAGCACCUAGAAUUGAGCUUAGGUGAAAAGUGCCCACAAGGCAGCUACCUAUCCGCCCACCUCUGGUCCCUCUGCUCGCUCACGCACCUCUCCAUCACCGAUCUCAAGCCUAGAAGUCUCGUGAUGGCUGCCUUUGGCUGCCUCACCAACCUCCGCAAUCUCUCCCUCUCCGGCUGCUUCCUCCGCCUCCCUGACUCCCUCUCUCUCCUCGCCCCAUCCCUCCAGUUCUUAUCGCUGGAGUACAACUCUUCCUCCACCGCCAGCACCAGCAGAGGCACCAACAACAGCAGCGGCAGCGGCGGCGGCGGCGGCAGCGGCGGCGGCGGCGGCAGCGGCGCCUCAGACUGCCCUAGUGAGGGAGGUGAGGUGGAAGAUGAACAGCAGCAGCAGCAGCAGCGGCAGCGACAGCGACAGCAGGAAGGCAAGCGCCCCACUCCGCGCCUCGCACUACCCUCGUUCAUCUCCCACCUCACCUCCCUCACCGAGCUUCACCUCACAGACGUUUUCAUUCCCUCUCCCCUUCCUCACCUCGCCCGCCUGCUCGCACUAAAAAUAUUGCGCAUCACGAGGAGCGCCCACCUUCCACAAUCUGAGCCCUUCAUUCCCGAGAACAUCGGCGAGCUGGCAUCGCUGGAGUCGCUGGAGCUGAAAGGACGCGUGUCGGGGUGA